AUGCUGCUACUUUUUUCUAUACACUCCCUUGCGAAGCAAGCGCACCGGGGUGAGUUGCAAGGUAGUAACGAUGUCCUUGCCCAAUGCGCUACUUACAUUAUGAUUGCUUUUGGCAUUAUAGUGUGGCGCUAACUCGUACAAGAUGAUAGAUCAAAGCCGCUUUCAAAAAUUCACAUCGUUCAAAAUGAAGAUCAGCUAUACAUGGGCCUUUGCGAAGAAGUGCGAGCGUCAAGGAAGUCCUGUGGCUGACACGUGAUAACUUGAUGAUUCUUUGAACACAUGGCGCAUGUGCAGCGCGUACAAGUGGAGCACAGCUAGACGAGCUUCCAGAGCGAACCGUUGGCGGAGUCUCACAGGUUCCGACGGCGUGAUUGUUCUGCAGCUGCACUUCGUCCAAAGCAAGACGAUAUCUAUUUAUUUGCCGUACGACGCACUCAAUCUCUUUUUCGUAUUGAAGAAGUUGAGAAUCGCAAUCUGCUGGAUUGCCCAUUUUCGGAUUGUCCGUGUAAACCUGUUUCAUUUUUGUUAGCCCAUCUUUACUCUGCUGGAUUUUCUCUCUCUCUUUCUCUAAUUCACAUAGCUUUGCUUGAAGGCGUCUUACUCGUUGCUGAGGAGGAAGCUGCCCGUAAUCAGCAAUUGAGUCCGGCUGAAACUCAUUAUGUAUAA
Haemonchus placei is the source of this 666-nucleotide messenger RNA. NCBI's taxonomy places the organism in Eukaryota, Metazoa, Nematoda, Chromadorea, Rhabditida, Trichostrongylidae. The record is from the annotation of a GenBank genome assembly.